Messenger RNA from Monoraphidium neglectum, 345 nucleotides. RefSeq lists its product as hypothetical. Bases 1 to 345 code for a protein of 114 amino acids. The record is from RefSeq and is a predicted model, not a curated record. The transcript is spliced from 2 exons. Lineage: Eukaryota; Viridiplantae; Chlorophyta; Chlorophyceae; Sphaeropleales; Selenastraceae.
AUGCCCAUUGUCCUUUUUGAGAUCAAGGACGGGUCCUACGUCAUAUAUCCCAUGAAGCCCGGCGAGACCAUCGGCUCCGACCUAUCCAGCACCGCCACCUUCUCGGGAAUCAACCCCGGCAGCUUCUCCGCCAUGCGCGCCGCCUGCGACCGCGACGCCCAGUGCAUCGGGCUGACAAUUGACCCGCCGUCCCGCUGGCGCCCGUUCGCCGGCCGCACGUGGGAGGGGGCGGUGGGCAAGGUGCGGCUGGUGGGGACGGCAAUCAAUUCGUGGAUCAGGGUGCCAGACGGAGUGGAGGUCUCGCCGUUCUCCAUGGGCAUGUCAUGGUGGGCUUCCCCGCCCUGA